UUUUAGCGCUCACAAAGGACAUGUCCUCUCCAUUCGCCAUUGUUGGUCCAAUCCGAUCGAACUCGCACUCGCGAAACAAUUCCCAACGCCGAACGUGGAUGGCGUUGCAAUCCAGCAACGUAGCAACGCCCCAAUUCGCGUUUGAUGAAGGUGUGACAGAAAUUGCGCUGGAUUGGUGCCGAAGGCAGGGUCAAAGAAAGGGUUUCGUAUAAAUUUGCGAAGCCUGACUGGUGUUGGAUUUUUCGAACAGGGAAAGAGAGAGGGAGGGAGGGAGGGAGGGAGGGAGGAAGGGCGGAGUAGAUUAGUGUUGAUUUUCGAGAAUUGUGUUGUGGGAAGCGAAUGGUGGGUUGUUUGGGUGGAAGGGUUAUGUUGUAGUGUGGAGGAUUGAGCGGGGAAGAUGAUGGCGGGGAUGGAGGUUGAUGAUGGGCCGACGAAGGUGGGCAGUAAGAGAAAUCACUCGCGCUCGGGGAACAUUGCAGGCGCGGGAGGAGGAGGAGGAUUAGGAGGGCGAGGGCAUGUGCAGCAGGUGUGUCGGUAUUGGCAAGAAGGUAGAUGCAUCAAAGGAGAUGAAUGCCAAUGGCUGCAUCCCGGGAGCGCAGGCUCUACGGGACGUUGGACCUCUACAGGGAGUGGCAAAAGGCCGAACAUCGUUUACGAUGCUCGUGACAGAGAAGGGAGAGAGAACAGAGAAUAUAAUGUCGGAGGCUGGGGCUAUGGGGGAGGAGGGUUUAGCAGUGGGAGCAACCAGGGGCGCCCGAGGAACGUGUCUGCAAGAUGGGGGAGAGGUGGUCGCGGUGGCCGCGGGGGCAGAGGGAAUCUCGACCAGAGGGAUAGUAGGGCUUAUGAGAGUGGGAGGUCGCAUUCGCUCAAGCCGAAGCCUUGUUCGUAUUGGUUAAAGGGUAACUGCACUAGGGGGGAGACUUGCAAUUUCCUGCACGCGCACACGACAGCACCGGACAUGGAGAUGAAGACGCAGCUUGUUGGCCACGAAAAGGCGAUUAGAGCUAUUGUGCUGCCGGAAGGGCAUUCGCAACUUUACACAGGCAGUCAAGAUGAGUCCGUGCGUGUGUGGGAUUGUGCCACUGGCCAAUGCACCAAUGUUGCUCCAAUGGGAGGAGAUGUUGGUGCUUUGAUUUUCGCCGCUGGUUGGCUUUUCGUAGGAUUACCUAAUGAGGUUAAGGUAAUCAAUAUGGCGACUUUACAACAGGCAAGUCUAAGCGGUCCCAAAGGUCAAGUGCAUGCACUUGCUGUCACUGAGGACGGGCUCCUUUUCGCGGGCACCCAGGACGGCACUAUACUGAUCUGGAAGUUCAGUACCACUACAAACCAGUUUGAGCCAGCGGCAUCUAUGUCAGGUCAUACAGGCCCUGUGGUCACACUGAUGUUGAUUGCUAAUCGCCUUUAUUCUGGGUCUAUGGACAAUACAAUAAGAGUGUGGGAAAUCGCAGCUGUACAGUGCGUACAAACUUUAGAGGGCCAUACGAAUGUUGUAAUGGAUCUUCUUUGUUGGGACUCAUUUCUGCUAUCCUGCUCGUUGGAUGGCACCAUUAAGAUUUGGGCUGUAAAUACAGCUGGCCAACUUGAAUUGACCUUCUCACAUCCUGAGGAAGAAAAUCAACCAGAUUCUCGCAACAUCACUUUGGCAGGAGCUUUAAAGAUGUGUGGGUGCACCGACAAAGCUGGAAAACCAGUGCUACUCUGUUCUUAUAAUGACAAUACUGUCCGGUUGUAUGAUCUACCGACUUUCACAGAACGUGGACAACUUUUUUCAAGAGAAGAAGUGCGUGCCCUUCAAGUAGGGCCGAGUUCUCUUUUGUUCUCAGGAGAUAGCCGGGGUGAGGUGAAGGUGUGGAACUGGAUUGAGACCCAGCCUGAGGCAGUUGUGGAAUAGUUGAGUUUUGGAUUGAGAAUUGUUGAACAUUAGUAUCUGCGCAGCGGAAAACUGAGGUUUACAGUUCGGAAUACCGUUUAUAUGGCGAGGAAUUAGUCAUUACAACGAUUAGAGUGGAGUUGCAAACCCCAAAUUAAAUGGAUUAACUUCACUAGUAGGGAAUCGUGAUUUAAGGUCGAGUUAGCUUUGAGCUGUUUAGAAGCUCAGUACAUAGGAUCGUAGGUCAGCAUGAGUUCAAAGUCAAUAUGUACAGACUUUUGGUUUGGGGGGAGAACAUGUAUUACAUUGUUCUUCGACAGUUGGUGGGUCGCAUAAAAUUAGAGUUGGACAACAGACGUCAUGCGUGUGUGCAGGUAACGACUCUGUUGUAUUCCAAGGUGGUGAGCAUUCACAAUGAUGGUCUCAGGGUAUCACAACCUUAGUACCCUCGGCUGUGUGCUUUAUAAAUGUUUCUGAAUACUUUACAUUUUGAUGGAAGAAAAGUUGACUGCUUAAGGUAUGCAGUCUGAAUAUUCAUUGAGCAA
Molecule: messenger RNA, 2415 nt
Organism: Physcomitrium patens
Lineage: Eukaryota; Viridiplantae; Streptophyta; Bryopsida; Funariales; Funariaceae
Product: zinc finger CCCH domain-containing protein 48
Molecular function (GO): protein binding; metal ion binding
Source: RefSeq, a predicted model, not a curated record